Schizophyllum commune H4-8 is the source of this 1136-nucleotide messenger RNA. RefSeq names its product glycoside hydrolase family 18 protein. The record is from RefSeq and is a predicted model, not a curated record. The transcript has 3 exons. Gene Ontology annotation, cellular component: extracellular region. The coding region runs from base 11 to 1006 and encodes 331 amino acids. Gene Ontology annotation, biological process: carbohydrate metabolic process. Lineage: Eukaryota; Fungi; Basidiomycota; Agaricomycetes; Agaricales; Schizophyllaceae. Gene Ontology annotation, molecular function: chitinase activity.
UCCCCCCGCCAUGUCGGACGCCUCCCGUGUCGCCGUGUACUACCAGACCCAGUAUGACGCGGGAAACUACGUGUCGCCCCUGCCGCUCAUCGGGUUCAUCACCCAUCUCUAUCUCGCGGCGUACCACCUUAACUUCAACAAGGUUGGCAACUCAGUGACGCUCAACGACCACCCGCCGUCCGAUGCGUACUACGACCAGAUGUGGCCAGAAAUUACCGAGCUGCAGGAGAACGGUGUCAAGGUCAUCGGUAUGCUGGGUGGCGCGGCGCCGGGCACCUACACCUGCCUCUCGGAGGAGAACUGGGACACCUACUACCCGGACCUGUACCAGACGAUCCUCGACUACGACUUAGACGGCAUGGACCUGGACGUCGAGCAAUCCACUGAUAUCGAGGUUGUCACGAGGCUCAUCACCCAGCUCAAGGCGGAUUUCGGUCAGGACUUCCUCAUCACGCUGGCGCCCGUGGCAUCCGCCCUCGAAGAGAGCGGCAAUCUCUCCGGCUUCAACUACGUGGACCUCGAGCAUCGCGUCGGCGGCAACAUCUCCUGGUACAACGCGCAGUUCUACUCCGGCUUUGGGUCCAUCUUCCCCGACGACCAGUACGUUAGCAUCGUCGAACACGCCGAUGGUGUCUUCCAGCCAGAGAAGGUCGUCGCGAGCACGCUAACGAACCCGAGCCUCGGUGGUGGCUACGUCAACACGGACAGCGUGGUGCAGAGCAUCCGGGAUCUCACCGCGGUGUACGGCAGGUCGUUCGGAGGCGUCGCCGGCUGGGAGUACUUCGCUUCGAUCCCCGAGGCGGGCAGCCCUUGGAAGUGGGCGCAACUGAUUCACGACACGAUCAACGGCGCGGCCGCGAAGCUCAUGGGCACAGAGUCAUCGCAGUCGGCGAAGGACGCUGCAUACGAAAGGAUCAUGGCCCGCAAGGCCGCACGCGAAGCCGCUCAGGCCGAGACGGACGUAGAUCUGCUCUCUGGCUAUCGCCUAGAGACUACAGGAAACUGAGUGGUGGAUAUGUAGUAUUAUACGUAGAAUAAUCCGGGUAAUCAUUGGGGAUAUUUAUUUGCGAAAUAGUUUGGACGGCGCGUGAAAGCGGGCGUCGCGAAGAUGCAGCGUUGGUCAAGAAGAUUUUGCC